CCCAUGGAAAGCAAGACAAAACUGAACAAAAAAAGAAGAGAACUCACUGGUCGCGAAAUGGCCCAAGCCGCGAGGCUCAAUCUUCGAAUGCAAAAGGAGCUCAAGCUCCUCCUGACCGACCCUCCACCCGGCGCCUCCUUUCCUUUUCUCUCCACCGACUCCGAUUUCUCCUCUUUGUCAACUAUCGACGCCCAGAUUGAAGGGCCCGAAGGGAGUGUAUAUGCUAAGGGGAUUUUCAGCAUUAAGAUUCAAAUACCCGAUAGGUACCCAUUUCAGCCUCCAAGUGUGACCUUUUCCACGCCAAUCUAUCACCCUAAUAUCGAUAACGGAGGUCGGAUUUGCCUUGACAUUCUUAAUCUUCCCCCGAAGGGUGCAUGGCAACCAUCAUUAAACAUUUCAACAGUGCUAACAAGCAUAGGGUUGUUGCUGUGUGAGCCAAAUCCUGAUGAUGGCCUAAUGUGUGAAACUAGCAGAGAAUACAAAUAUAACAGGCUGGUGUUUGACCAAAGAGCUCAAGCCAUGACUGAGAAAUAUGCUAAGCCUGCAGCCAAUAUCGGUAGCUGCAGUACUCAAUGCAGUACUCAAUACAUUCAAAGCGACACAAAUUCAAGCCCAAUGGUGGAAAUUAAAGGACCAGACAAGGAAUCGACUAAUCAAAAUAAGGAUUUCGUUUCUAAUCAUAAGAAACCAAGUGGGAUUGGCGGGAAGCUGUCUCUGGAGUUUGCCACCUCAACUCGUAACAAGGGAAGUGAUGGAGAUGUGAAUAACAAGCGAAAUCAGGACCUCCUGUUUGACUUCAGCAAUCACACAGAAACAAAAGGAGAGUGGGGAGAGUCGAUUGUUAUGCCUGAAGAGUACAAUGUGAAAUAUGAGAAGCCAAGUGGCAUUGGGAGGAAGUUGUCUCUUGAAUCAUCUGUUAGAUUCCCUGAACAUAACACACAGAAUAUAAACCCAAAGCAAUAUCAAUCCUUCUGUAACCCACCAACUGCUCCUAUGACUUCUUUGGAUUUGCUAGGGCUGCACGUUGGCAACUGUAAUAAGCAACGACUCCAUAAGCAGCAUGAUAAGACGUCAACGUUUGGCAACAAAAGCACAAGCUCAGACAAUCUUUGUCAGGUUAGCCAUAAGAUGCUGUCUGGAGCUUUGGAUGCAUACCAAACAAAUGAUGGCAUAAAUGAGGAAAUCCUUGUAACUCCUGAACUAUUGCCUUCUCAGUCCCAUUCCAAUUCAACUCCAGAGGCCUCGCUGGUGGCAUCAUCCUUCAAACAUAAUGAACUGCCUUGUAGGGAUUCUUUUAUUGGGAUUGAUAAUACCACCAUCAAUGCAAGAUGUAAUAAGCCACUGCUGGUUAGUAAGAAGCUUUCUCUGGGAUUUAAAACCUCAUCACAGGGACAAGAAAAGGAUGACGAAGAGAAUAUUGUUCCAAUUCACGAGCUUCCAUUUUCAAAUCCUCAAACUGCAAAGAAGACUGGGAUUAGCCAGAAACUAUCUUUGGGUCCUCUCACUCAAUUGCAGGGGAGCAAUGAGGAUAAUAGCAGGUUGCUUUUGCACUCGCAGAACCUCUUUCCAGAAACUCUCCAGAAGCAGCAGUCUAUCCAACAUCAAAGUAGGAAAAUUGAUAAGGGGAUUGAGUCCAGUGGGGGAGACUCACCAGUUGCCGAAUCAGCAAUUGUGCUGGAUAGUGAAGACAGUGAAGAGGAAAUCAAUGGAUCAUCAAGGUUUGAAUUGUCAUUAGUUAGAAAGUGUAAGAAGAAGAGGAAAAGUUGUGCUUGAUUACCAAGGGGUGUCUAAUAACGUUGUUUCUCAGA
This is a messenger RNA of Populus euphratica (Euphrates poplar), 1808 nucleotides long. RefSeq lists its product as uncharacterized. The transcript is spliced from 6 exons. The record is from RefSeq and is a predicted model, not a curated record. Lineage: Eukaryota; Viridiplantae; Streptophyta; Magnoliopsida; Malpighiales; Salicaceae. Bases 4 to 1773 code for a protein of 589 amino acids.